Molecule: messenger RNA, 729 nt
Organism: Drosophila rhopaloa
Lineage: Eukaryota; Metazoa; Arthropoda; Insecta; Diptera; Drosophilidae
Gene: Cpr65Az
Product: pupal cuticle protein 20
Exons: 2
Coding region: 1-729 (242 amino acids)
Cellular component (GO): chitin-based extracellular matrix
Molecular function (GO): structural constituent of chitin-based larval cuticle
Source: RefSeq, a predicted model, not a curated record
AUGAGGCUGACCACUUUGCUAGCUCUGGCUUGUAUCGCUUGUGGCUACGUUUCGGGCCAACCGGCGGGUUAUCCGGAUGCUCGUCCUCCUCCGGCCACUUAUCUGCCUGCCAAGCCACCAGCUCCACCACCUCGUCCUCCGCCGCCGCCGGCCAAUAGCUAUGGUCCCCCCAAGAACGGCAAUGGAAAGCCACCACCUGCUCCACCCAAACCCAAUAACAGCUAUGGACCACCACCCAAAAAUGGCAAUGGAAAGCCUCCACCCAGAAAUGAUUACUUGCCACCAGGUAACGGCAAUGGAGGAUCCUCGGGAGGCGGAGGAGGAGGUCCGUCAGGCGGUGGAGACGUUAUACCCAUCAUCAAGCUGGAGUCCAAGGUCAAUACAGAUGGUUCUUACAAGUACGAAUACGAGACCGGAAAUGGAAUAAAGGCCGAGGAAAUGGGCUACCUGAAGAACCCGGGAGUGAAGGGAGCGGAAGCGCAGACGGCAGAGGGCUCCUUCUCGUACACCAGUCCCGAGGGACAGGAGAUCUCACUGACCUACAUUGCGGAUGAAAACGGAUUCCAGCCGCAGGGCGAUCACUUGCCCACCCCGCCACCCAUUCCCAUCGAGAUUCAGGAGGCUCUGGACAAAUUGGCCGCCGGAGGAGGCUGCCAUGGAUGCGAUGACAACGAGACGGGAGGCAAUGAUGAUGGCGGUGGAGGUGGCUAUGUCUACCGGCGAAAGUAA